Molecule: messenger RNA, 2299 nt
Organism: Dunckerocampus dactyliophorus (ringed pipefish)
Lineage: Eukaryota; Metazoa; Chordata; Actinopteri; Syngnathiformes; Syngnathidae
Gene: gdnfb
Product: glial cell derived neurotrophic factor b
Exons: 2
Coding region: 212-988 (258 amino acids)
Biological process (GO): peripheral nervous system development; positive regulation of branching involved in ureteric bud morphogenesis; negative regulation of neuron apoptotic process
Molecular function (GO): growth factor activity; glial cell-derived neurotrophic factor receptor binding; receptor tyrosine kinase binding
Source: RefSeq, a predicted model, not a curated record
UCUGGGUGUGGAUGGUCGUCUGAGGAACUUCUGCAAAUUUGGAUAAUUUUUUAAUAUCAUUUGGUGGAGUUUUGCAAUCCUACCAGGGGGCACCAGUGGGCCACGCCGGAGGUUUAACCGUCCGAACCUGGAAGCAAGUCCCUCCUCGCCGUAUCCACGAUGAGCAGAUGAGACCGUUUGGUUCCGAGCAGCGCCAUGUCCCGAGUGGACCAUGAAGUUAUGGCAUAGCCUGACCACUUGUUUGAUUCUGCUGGGAGCCGUGCACGCCGGUCAAGCGCCCCUAGCCCGGAGCCGACAGCGGCUUUCUUCUGGGAGAGAGGUGCCCAAGAAGGAGAGCCCCCUGGAAAGCCCACCGCUCCGGAUCAGCCUGUCCGUCAACUCGCAGGACGUCAGUCGCAGCCAGGAGGACGCCGACGACUGGGAAGACCAAUAUACCAUGGAGGAGCCGCUCCCGGCUGAGUUUGAGGACGUGGUGGAUUUGAUCAAAGUGACUGUCAGCAGAAUACGCCGCUCGCCCUCCUCGCCCACGGAGUCCUCUCAGGCCUCCCAGUCUCCAAGGACCUCCAAGUCGGAGCGGAACCCAAGCAACAGAGCUCGACACAUCAGACGCAAGAGAAAGAACGGAUCUAGCCGAGUGAGAAAUACAAGAACGAAGGGCGGGGCAAGAGGAAAGAAGACAGGAAGUGGGCGAGGGCAGGGCUGCGUGCUGAAACAGAUCCAGCUUAAUGUGACCGACUUGGGUUUGGGCUACCGCUCCGACGAGGAAAUGAUAUUCAGGUACUGCGCGGGGCCCUGCAGGAAGUCAGAGACCAACUAUGACAAGAUCCUGUACAAUCUGGCCCAGCGCAGGAGGUUCCCCGCCAAGGACACGCCCCCGCAGGCCUGCUGUCGACCAAUCGCGUUCGACGACGACCUCUCAUUUCUGGACGAUAACCUGGUGUACCACACCGUGAGGAAGCACUCUGCCAGGAAGUGUGCUUGUGUAUGAAAAGGAGUGCUUUUAAAUGUAAAUCAGGUCAUGAGCGACGACUCCUCAGGUGCAUCAGCCAUGUUUCAGUCACACACCACACCUUCUCUUCCUACUGGUCACUGACACUCAGACACUCUGUGUCUACAGUAUAGCACACUUUGUCACUGCCCAAUAAAAAAAACAAAAAAACACAAAGCCGUUCCUCGUUUAUCACGGUUAACUGGUUCUACACCCGACCGCGAUAAGUGAAUUUCCGAGAAGUAUGAUUCAUAAUGGAUAAAUAUUAAUAAACGCAAUAUUUUCAUCGUUAGAGAAUAGAAAACCUGUUUCACUCUAAGUACAGUUUUUAACAUUAUUAGAGUCAGAAGACAUGAAACAACACCCCUAUAGUCACCUUUACACUCCUAUUAUUCUUGGUUUACACCACACUGAGCAACACUGCAGGAUGCAGGGACAUAAGAGAUGGCCGCUGCGCAUAGCAUACAGAAAGCUACCGAGCUAACAAGUUAGCCUCCAAUUGAUUUGUUCUAAACUUAAGAAAGCGUUUCAAACGGAGUGAGGAAGACGAACAAAGUAAGAAGCCAAAAACUUACCACUUCCACAUGGACUGAGAGAACUCACGCCCCCCACUCGUAGCAUGUCAGACAUGCCAUGGCUGAUGUAAUGUAAGGUAACGUCUCAUCAGUGCAACAUUACUGACGCCUAGGGACCAGAACACUACAGUGCAUACAGUAUACUUUGUCUUUUAGUAUUUUCGGAAUAAUAAUGGGCCCUAGUGACCACGAAACAGCGAUUAUUUAGUAAUGAAAUAAUUUCUUUAAAAACAGCGAUUGAGUGAGGGAGCGUUGUUUGAACGGCGAUGUACCGAGGGACAACCACCCCCAAAAAAACAACUUUUGUUUGGUUGUUGAAAACCCAAGUAUUGUUUUUUUUCUUUUCACCCCAAAAAUGAUGUUAAAAAAAAUCCUUGCACUUUUAGCUUUUUUGACGUUUUAUUUAAAUCUCUUUUUAUGCAAAUAAAAACAAUUUUUGGGUUUGAUGGAACCCAUAUGCCCCUAGUUUUGACACAUUUCCUCAUGCUAGUCACAUCUAAAUUUAUUCUUUUUUUUAUUUUUAUCUGCUAGAACAUGGCGGGGAGGGAGGGGGUAGACAACCACUUCUUCCGAAUUUUUUCACAUAUUUCCAAAGGUUUUACUUUUUUUUUGCCCCCCCUCAUCCAGAAAAAAAAAUUGUUUCAAUAAAACUUUUUUUUUCCUUUGAAAUUGAAUUAUCUGAAAAAUGUUUCUUGUUCAGUUCGCCCAAAGGUCAGGGUUUUUUUCUUCUGGAAAA